AUGGCAGAUGUUCCACCCCCGAAUCUCGCUACUGUGUUGGCAGAUCUCCAGCACAACCUAGCCAUCAUGCAGCAAAGGGCCAACCAGGCCGAUGCCUCCAUGGCCAAUCUUCACACCAUAAUCGAAGAGCGACUUCCUCUUGUAGCAAGAGGGGAAGGCGGUGAAAGGCGAGAGCGGGAAAUCAUUGCCGAAGAGGUCCUUCUGGUCGAAAAUCCUGCUCCAAGCCCAGAAAUGGCUGAGUUGAUCGCCAAGAUGGCAAAACUGGAAGAAACAAUCUCUAAAUCCGAAAGGAAAGGAGUAGGAGGGCUGGACAUGGAUCGCCUUUGCCCAUUCCCGAAUGCAAGGUUGCCCGAACGAUUUAAGAUGCCCGACUUCGCAAAGUUCAACGGGACCGGAGAUCUGAAAACUCACUUGCUGGCUUAUCAUGGUGCAAUGAAACUACACGGUGUCGAGGAAGAUGCGAUGGCUCAACUGUUCCCGCAGACUCCCGCCGAUCCCGCUUUCCAAUGGUUCUUAUCACGCGACAUUGCCAAAAGAAGAACGUGGGAAGAUAUUGGCACUGCCUUCAACGCUCAGUAUAGUUAUAAUGCCCAGCUCAAGAUGACCACCCGGGAAUUGGAAUCAACUAAGAUGAGUGCAAAGGAGUCUUUUGCGGACUUUAUCCAGAGAUGGAGGGCCAAUGCAGCUCUCAUGACCGAUCGCCCGAGCGAAAAGGACCAAAUCCACAUCAUUUCCCGCAACCUGCAGGCGGACUUUGCCAAAAACCUUGUAUUGGUUCAGGGGCCGAACUUCGAAACCUUUUAUGAUUCCGGCCUAGCCAUCGAAGAAGCUCUCCAAAUGGGUGUUCUACCCAUAAGUGACACCUCCCCCUCUACCUCAACCUCAAAGUCGAAAACCCCGUGCGUACACCGGAAAUAG
This is a messenger RNA of Rhododendron vialii, 918 nucleotides long. RefSeq lists its product as uncharacterized. The record is from RefSeq and is a predicted model, not a curated record. Bases 1 to 918 code for a protein of 305 amino acids. The transcript has a single exon. Lineage: Eukaryota; Viridiplantae; Streptophyta; Magnoliopsida; Ericales; Ericaceae.